GUCGCCCCCUCCUCUCCUUCACUAGGGGAGACAGGACCAGCCUACUGGACUGUGAAGUGUGAAAAGAUAAGGUUGAGAGGUGCCAGCUCUUCUUUACCCCCCACCCCCCCGUGCCUACCAGGCUGAUGGUUUAGCCCAGAUUUAUUUAAACCCCAGGCAGAGGCAAGUCAACUCUACAAGUCAGCAGUGGGUGGCGAGGAAGUGGCACACGAGGGAUAUCAGGGUGAAGGACCCUCUCAGGUGGACUCUUCUUAUCCUAGACCAUGUCCAGCCUCAUCUCAUACACCCAGAUUCUGGACAUCUUCUUAACAACAAGACCUCUCUGUUCCAUGCCUUCACCAACUAUCUAGAUAUCUCCACCAAGUCCAUCCACAACUCUCACCAUGAUGAAUGGGACUGUGUUCAACCACACUCUCCUGGAGCAAGCCUCGUACAACAACACCACCAGCCAGGAUCUUGGCUCCCUUAUGGGAUGUUGCAACCAGACGGUCAUCACCAACGAUGGAGGGUCCCUCAUCCUCAUUCCCGACGAGAGGAGCCUGUUCAUCACCCGGGUGGUGCAGAUAGCUGUCCUGUGUGUCCUCUCCAUCACCGUCCUCUUUGGGAUCUUUUUCUUGGGGUGCAACCUGCUCAUCAAGUCGGAGAGCAUGAUCAACUUCUUAGUGAAGGACAGGAGACCUUCUAAAGAUGUUGGGGCUGUGAUCUUGGGUCUCUACUGAAGAUAUAUGGGCAGAUAACAGAUACCAGCAUGUGAAUAAAAGAACUACUUUUGGAUUCUGGAAUGCCGCAGAGAACCUUUAAAGACGAUGCAUUGCAUGCAGUUUUAUUUCUAUAUGGGUGGGUGUGCAUGGGGUGUGCCAAAAUAACCUCCACCAUCUAAAGAACUUAAAUCCUUAAAGCUGCUUUGCCUUUACCCUCGGAUGCAUUGCUAGGAGACCAACGAGGUGCCGGCAUCAAUUAGAGGUUCUCCUGGUGUUCUCUAAUGACAUGGAGGGUGGGAUUCUUCUGGAGACGGGUCCAGGUUGCAUGCUUGUGCAUUCUGAAUGUUAUUUCAUACCUCAAAGAAACUGACAGUUGUUGUUUUUUUUUAUAACUGGCGCCUUUUCAUGUGAAAGAAUUAACCCCCUCUGUGCUACCAAAAGGGGUAUGACAUGUGACGUGAGUGUUUUUUCUAAUUAACCGUGACGGGUGUGUUUAUUGCCAAAGUGAGAUUUGCACUAUUAUUACUACUAUUACUAUUAUUACUAUUAUUAUCACGAGCAUGAUUUGUACACCGUUUUCUCAAACCGAAAGCAGUUUUCUAUGUUGCGAUUUUUCUGCAGCAGAAAUAUCCGUGUCUGGGUGAGUUUUGUUGCAUUUUAAUGCACCGGUGAUUCCAAUAAAAAAAAAAAAGAUGUA
Molecule: messenger RNA, 1398 nt
Organism: Xenopus laevis (African clawed frog)
Lineage: Eukaryota; Metazoa; Chordata; Amphibia; Anura; Pipidae
Gene: rprml.S
Product: reprimo-like protein
Exons: 1
Coding region: 384-719 (111 amino acids)
Source: RefSeq, a predicted model, not a curated record